AUGAAGCUGCGGCUCCUGGUGGCCGUGCUCUGCGCCGGGAUCCUGGCCAGGGCACCCCGAGCGCGGGCCCAGGCCGGGGAGCGAGUGACCUGCACACGCCUCUACGCCGCGGACAUCGUGUUCCUGCUCGACGGCUCCUCGUCCAUCGGCCGCGCGAACUUCCGUGAAGUGCGGGCCUUCCUGGAGGGGCUGGCGCUGCCCUUCGCGGGCGCGGCCGCGGGCCCGGGCGUGCGCUUCGCCGCCGUGCAGUACAGCGACGACCCGCGGACAGAGUUCGGCCUGGACGCGCUGGGCUCGGCGAGCGAGGUGAUCCGCGCCCUCCGCGAGCUCAGCUACAAGGGGGGCAACACGCGCACGGGCGCCGCCAUCCUGCACGUGGCCGACCGCAUCUUCCUGCCCCCGCUGGCCCGGCCUGGCGUGCCCAAGGUCUGCAUCCUCAUCACGGACGGGAAGUCCCAGGACCUGGUGGACGCGGCCGCCCAGAGGCUGAAGGGCCAGGGCGUCAAGCUGUUCGCCGUGGGGAUCAAGAACGCGGACCCCGAGGAGCUGAGGCGCGUGGCCUCCCAGCCGACGGCCGACUUCUUCUUCUUCGUCAACGACUUCAGCAUCCUGCGGACGCUGCUGCCCCUGGUCUCCCGGCGGGUGUGCACCACGGCGGGCGGCGUGCCCGUGGCCCUGCCCCCCGACGGCUCGCCCUCCGGCCCGCGGGACCUGGUGCUGUCCGAGCCCACCGGCCAGUCCCUGCGGGUGCAGUGGACGGCGGCCAGCGGCCCUGUCAGCGGCUACCAGGUCCAGUACGCGCCCCUGACAGGCCUGGGCCAGCCGCGGCCCGGCGAGCGGCGGGAGGUGAGCGUCCCGGCCGGCGAGACCAGCACGCGGCUGCAGGGCCUGCAGCCCCUGACGGAGUACCAGGUGACGGUGAUCGCCCUCUACGCCAACAGCGUCGGGGAGGCCGUGAGCGGGACAGCGCGAACCACCGCCCUGGAGGGGCCGGAGCUGACCGUCCAGAACACCACCGCCCACAGCCUCCUGGUGGCCUGGCGGGGCGUGCCGGGCGCCACCGGCUACCGCGUGACCUGGCGGCUGCUGAGCGGCGGGCCCACGCAGCAGCAGGAGCUGGGCCCGGGCCAGGGGUCGGCGCUGCUCCGGGACCUGCAGCCCGGCGCCGACUACGAGGUGACCCUGAGCGUCCUGCGCGGCGGCAGCGUGGGGCCCGCCGCCUCCCUGACGGCCCGCACCGACGCUCCUGUGGAGCAGACCCUGCGCCCCACCAUCCUGGGCCCCACCUCCAUCCUCCUGUCCUGGAACCUGGUCCCCGCGGCCCGCGGCUACCGGCUGGAGUGGCGGCGAGAGACUGGCCUGGAGGCGCCGCAGAAGCUGGUGCUGCCCCCAGAGGUGACCCGCUACCAGCUGGACGGGCUGCAGCCGGGCACCGAGUACCGCCUCACGCUCUACACUCUGCUGGAGGGCCGGGAGGUGGCCACGCCGGCCACCGUGGUCCCCACGGGGCCAGAGCGGCCGGUGGGCCCCGUGACAGACCUGCGGGCGACCCAGCUGCCCGGGCAGCGGGUGCGGGUGACCUGGAGCCCGGUCCCCGGGGCCACCGAGUACCGCAUCGCUGUGCGCGGCACCCAGGGAGUGGAGAGGACCCUGGUGCUCCCCGGGAGCCAGACGGCCUUCGACUUGGAUGACGUCCGCGCGGGGCUGAGCUACACCGUGCGGGUGUCCGCCCGCGUGGGCGCCCGCGAGGGCAGUGCCAGCACCCUCAUUGUCCGCCGGGAGCACGAAAGCCCCCUCGCGGUCCCAGGGCUGCAGGUGGUGGCGUCGGACCUGACUCGCGUGAGGGUGGCCUGGGGGCCCGUGCCCGGGGCCAGCGGCUAUCGGAUCAGCUGGAGGACGGACAGUGGCCCCGAGGCCAGCCGGACGCUGCCCCCGGAAUCCACGGGCACGGACAUCACGGGGCUGCGGCCCGGCACCUCCUACCACGUGUCCGUGCGGGCCCUGCGGGGCCGAGAGGAGGGCCCCGCCGCCGUCACCGCCGCCCGCACCGACCCCCUGGACCCGGUGAAGAACGUCCGUGUGACCGAAGCCACCAGCUCCGCGGCCACCAUCGUCUGGAGCAGGGUUCCUGGCGCCACGGGAUACGGGGUCUCCUGGCGCGCAGGCUACGGCCCGGAGCAGUCCCGGCAGGUGUCGGGGGAGGCCGCGACGGCCCGGCUGGACGGGCUGGAGCCAGACACAGAGUACACGGUGCGCGUGUGGGCCCACGUGGCCGGUGUGGACGGGCCCCCCUCGUCGCUGGCCGUGAGGACCGACCCCGCGCCCGUGGGCAGUGUGUCCAAGCUGCAGAUCCUCACUGCGUCCAGCGACGUCCUGCGGGUCACCUGGGUGGGCGUCCCUGGAGCCACAGCCUACAGAGUGGCCUGGGGCCGGAGCGAGGGUGGCCCCACGAGUCAGCAGAUGCUCCCCGGAAGCACGGACUCCGCAGAGAUUCGCGACCUCGAGGGCGGAGUCAGCUACGCGGUGCGGGUGACCGCGCUGGUCGGGGACCGCGAGGGCGCCCCGGUCUCCAUCCUCGUCACCACGCCGCCCGCCCUGCAGCCCGCCGUGGAGGGCCUGCGCGUGGUGCGGAGAGGCCAGCACUCGCUGGGCCUGCGCUGGCGGCCGGCGCCCGGGGCGCACGGCUUCCGGCUGCGCUGGCGGCCCGAGGGCGGCCAGGACCAGUCUCGGGUCCUGGGGGCCGAGCUGAGCAGCUAUGAACUGGACGGGCUGGAGCCCGGGACCCCGUACCGCGUGUGGCUGAGCGUCCUGGGGCCCUCGGGGGAAGGGCCCCCCACGGAGGUGACGGCGCACACGGAGCCACUGCGGGUCCAGGGCCCGGAGCUGCGCGUGGUGGGCACGUCCGUGGACUCGGUGACUCUGGCCUGGAGCCCCGUGCCCGGAGCAUCCAGCUUCAUCCUGUCCUGGCAGCCGCUGGAGGGCCGAGAGCUGCCCGGGGCCUCAGAGACGCUGCCCGGCACCUUGAGCUCCCAGCGGGUGACGGGCCUGGCGCCCGGCGUGUCCUACGUCUUCUCCCUGAGCGCCGUCCAGGAGGGCGCCCGGGGCGCUCCGGCCACCGUCACACACAGCCCAGCAUGUCCCCGGGGCCUGAUGGACCUGGUGCUCCUGGUGCACGCCACGCGGGACAGCGCCCACCGCGCCGCGGCCGUGAAGGCGGCCCUGGGGCGUCUGGUGUCGGCACUGGGGCCUCUCGGGCCACAGGCGGUCCAGGUGGGCCUUCUGACCUACAGCUACCAGGCCUUCCCCCUGUUCCCGCUGAACAGCUCCCACGACCUCAGCGUCGUCCUGCAGAAGAUCCGAGACAUCCCCUACGGGGACCCCAGCGGGAACAACCUGGGCACAGCCGUGGCCUCUGCCCAGAGGUACUUGUUGGCACCAGAAGCUCCCGGCCGCCGCCGGCAGGCGCCAGGGGUGAUGGUGCUGCUGGUGGACGAGCCCUUGAGAGGUGACAUCUCCAGCCCCAUCCGGGAGGCCCAGGCGGCUGGGCUCCAGGUGAUGGCCCUGGGCCUGGCGGGGGCCGACCUGGAGCAGCUGCGGCGCUUGGCGCCGAGCACGGGCCCCAUGCAGACCUUCUUCGCCGCGGACGACGGGCCCGCCCUGGACAGGGCGGUCAGCGGUCUGGCAGCUGCCCUGUGCCAGGCGGCCUCUACGGCGCAGCCACAGCCCUGCUCGGUGCUCUGUCCGAAGGGCCAGAAGGGGGAAGCCGGAGAGAUGGGUCCGAGAGGACGAGACGGGCCCCCAGGCCCUCCUGGCCUCACGGGCAGGGCCGGCGCUCCUGGCCCCCAGGGGCCCCCAGGGCGUGCCCACGAGAAGGGCGAGAGGGGCUCCCCUGGGGCGGAUGGGGCUCCUGGCAGCCCUGGCCGCCCAGGCACUCCUGGACCGCCUGGCCCCAAGGGCUCCCCAGGGGCAUCCGGCCCUCGUGGAUAUCCGGGAGAGCAAGGACCUCGAGGCCCAAAGGGGGAGCCGGGAGAGCCCGGCCGGGUGACGGGGGGAGAUGGGCCAGGCCUUCCGGGCCCUCCGGGCCCUCCCGGAUCUCCGGGCCUGCCGGGGGACCCAGGACUCCGGGGUCUCCCUGGAACAGCUGUGAAGGGUGACAAAGGCGACCGUGGGGAGCGGGGCCCCCCUGGACCCGGCGAGGGCGGCGCUGCGGCCGGGGACCCCGGGCUACCAGGCCUUCCUGGGAGCCCCGGACCCCAGGGCCCCGCAGGCGCCCCUGGGGAGAAAGGACAGAAGGGGGACUGUGAGGACGGAGCCCCAGGCCUCCCAGGACCACCUGGGCUCCCGGGCCUGCAGGGACCGCCCGGAGACGCCGGCCCCCGAGGUGACCGGGGGCUGCCAGGGGCUGUGGGUGAGACUGGAGAGAAGGGCCAACGUGGACCCCCUGGCCCAAUCGGACCCCAGGGGCUGCCGGGAGUCGCCGGGCACCCGGGCGCCGAGGGCCCUGAGGGCCCACCCGGACCCGCCGGCCGCCGCGGAGAGAAGGGAGAGCCAGGCCGCCCGGGGGACCCUGCCUUGGGACCUGAUGGCGGGGGAGUCAAAGGAGAGAAGGGAGAAGCGGGGCCCAGAGGAGCUGUGGGAGCCAAGGGGGAGCCGGGCCCUCCCGGCCUCACUCUUCCUGGAGACCCAGGCCCCAAGGGCGACCCUGGGAGCCGGGGCCCCAUCGGCCUCACCGGCAGAGCUGGACCCCCGGGCGACUCAGGGGCUCCUGGAGAGAAGGGCGACCCUGGGCGGCCUGGCCCCCCAGGACCUGUCGGCCCCCGAGGAAGAGACGGCGAAGCUGGCGAGAAAGGCGACGAGGGCCCCCCGGGGGACCCGGGCUUGCCCGGAAAAGCUGGCGAGCGCGGCCUGCGGGGGCCACCGGGAGCUCGGGGGCCUGUGGGUGAGAAGGGAGACCAGGGAGAUCCCGGAGAAGAUGGACGGAACGGCAGCCCUGGACCCUCUGGGCCCAAAGGGGACCGCGGGGAGCCGGGCCCCCCAGGACCCCCGGGACAGCUGGUGGACUCGGGGCCUGGAGCCAGAGAGAAGGGAGAGCCCGGCGACCGGGGACAGGAAGGACCUCCGGGACCCAAGGGCGACGCUGGGCCCCCCGGAUCCCCCGGGGAGAGGGGCGUUGCCGGACUGCGGGGGGCCCCGGGCCCACAGGGGGACCCAGGUGCUCGCGGCCUCGCAGGAGACAAGGGCGACCGGGGCCCCCCUGGCCUGGAUGGCCGCAACGGGCUGGAUGGGAAGCCAGGAGCCACUGGGCCCCCUGGGCUGCACGGUGCUCCGGGCAAAGCUGGGGACCCGGGGAGAGACGGGCUUCCGGGCCUCCGAGGAGACCAGGGACCUCCCGGCCCUGCCGGCCCCCCUGGAGCGCCGGGAAAGCCGGGCGAGGAUGGCAGGCCGGGCCUGAACGGGAAAAACGGAGAAGCGGGGGACCCCGGAGAAGACGGGAGGAAGGGGGAGAAGGGAGACUCAGGCGCCCCCGGGAGAGAAGGUCACGAGGGCCCCAAGGGCGACCGCGGAGCUGCUGGCAGCCCCGGCCUCCCCGGCGCCCCGGGCCUCCCCGGGCAGGUGGGCCCGCCCGGCCAGGGUUUCCCUGGCGUCCCAGGCAGCCAGGGCCCCAAGGGUGACCGGGGGGACACCGGAUCCAAAGGCGAGCAGGGCCUCCCGGGAGAGCGCGGCCUGAGAGGAGAGCCAGGGAGUGGGCCGAACGUGGAGCGGCUGCUGGAAAACAUUGGGAUCAAGACCUCAGCCCUGCGGGACAUGGUGGAGGCCUGGCAGGGGGGCGCCAGCGGCAUCCUGCCCGGGCCUGAGAGGCGAGGCCCCAAAGGAGACCCUGGCGAGCCGGGCCCCGCGGGCAAGCAGGGCCCCAUCGGCUUCUCCGGAGACCGCGGGCCCAAGGGAGACCGUGGAGACCCCGGCCCUCAGGGGCCGCCCGGCCUGGCCCUCGGGGAGAGGGGCGCCCCGGGCCCUCCCGGCCUGGCCGGGGAGCCUGGGAAGCCGGGCAUUCCCGGGCUCCCGGGCUCGGCUGGGGCUGCGGGGGAGGCAGGAAGGCCAGGAGAACGGGGAGAACGGGGAGAGAAAGGCGAACACGGAGAGCAGGGCAGAGCCGGCCCCCCGGGCCUCCCCGGACCCCCCGGACCGCCCGGCGACAAGGUGGACGUGGACAAGCCAGGUCCUGGGCCCUCUGGGGAACAAGGACCCCCCGGACCCAAGGGCGCAAAGGGGGAGCCAGGCAGUGACGGCGACCGGGGCCCCAAAGGAGACAGGGGGGCGCCAGGCAUCAAGGGCGAGCAGGGGGAGCCUGGACAGAGGGGCCUGGGCGGCCUGCCGGGUCUGCCGGGAGAGCGUGGUGUGGCCGGGCCCGAAGGGAAGCCGGGACUGCAAGGCCCCAGGGGGGGCCCUGGCCCAGCAGGUGGCCACGGAGACCCCGGACCGCCAGGGGCCCCGGGUCUCGCUGGCCCCGCGGGACCGCAGGGACCGUCCGGGCUGAAGGGGGAGCCAGGAGAGACGGGCCCGCCCGGACGGGGCCUGGCUGGACCUCCUGGACCCGUGGGCCUCCCCGGGCCACCCGGCGCCUCCGGCCUGGUGGGCCCACAGGGGCCGCCGGGGCUGCCGGGACAAGUGGGGGAGACGGGGAAGCCGGGAGCCCCCGGGCGUGACGGAGCCGGCGGCAAAGACGGAGACCGAGGAGCCCCGGGCGUGCCGGGGUCGCCAGGCCUGCCCGGCCCUGUCGGGCCUAAAGGAGAACCUGGACCCAUGGGGACCCCCGGACAGGCUGUGGCCGGGCCCCCUGGCGCGAAGGGGGAGAAGGGAGCCCCCGGAGGCCUUGCCCGCGACCUGGUGGGAGAGCCGGGAGCCAAGGGGGACCGUGGACUGCCUGGGCCGCGAGGAGAGAAGGGAGAAGCCGGCCGCGCGGGGGAGCCCGGAGACCCCGGGGAAGAUGGCUUCAAAGGAGCCCCGGGACUCAAGGGCCAGAAGGGUGACCCAGGAGUCGGGGCGCAGGGCCCCCCGGGGCCAGGCGGUCCUCCGGGUGCGAAGGGGGACGUGGGCGCCUCGGGACCGCCCGGCGCUCCUGGCAUCGUGGGCUUCCCCGGCCAGACGGGCCCUCGGGGAGAGGCGGGCCAGCCGGGCCCCGGCGGAGAGCGGGGCCUGGCCGGUGCCCCGGGCAGAGAGGGGGCCCCCGGUCCCUCGGGGCCUCCGGGACCACCAGGGCCAGCGGGAGCACCCGGGGCCUCCGGACUCAAAGGAGACAAGGGGGACCCUGGAGCGGGGCUGCCCGGGGCACGUGGAGAGCGUGGGGAGCCGGGCCUCCGGGGUGAAGACGGCCACCCCGGCCAGGAGGGACCCCGAGGCCCUGCGGGCCCCCCAGGCAGCCGGGGGGAGCGCGGGGAGAAGGGCGACCCUGGAGCCGCGGGGCUGAAGGGUGACCGGGGCGACGCGGCUGUGGUGCUGGGGCCGCCGGGGCCGCGGGGCGCCAAGGGGGACGCGGGUGAGCGAGGGCUGCGAGGUGCAGAUGGUGAGAAAGGACCUCGGGGAGACACCGGGCUUCCUGGCGAGAAGGGCAGCAGCGGGGAGCCGGGGGACAGGGGCGCCGCCGGGCCGCCCGGAGCUCGCGGACCUGCAGGACCUCAGGGGGGGCCCGGUGCCGCGGGGAUCCCUGGAGACCCGGGUCCCCCGGGAAGGGACGGAGCCCCCGGCCUCCGUGGAGAGAAAGGCGAGAUGGGCUUUGUGGGUCCCCGCGGCCUCAAGGGCGAGCGCGGGCUGAAGGGCGCCUGUGGCCUGGACGGCGAGAAGGGCGACAAGGGCGAGGCGGGGCCCCCGGGCCGACACGGGCUGGCCGGACACAAGGGCGACCAGGGGGAGCCGGGGGAGCCGGGCCAGGCAGGGGCCCCUGGCAAGGAGGGCCUGGUCGGCCCCAAGGGCGACCGGGGCUUUGACGGGCAGACGGGGCCCAGGGGUGACCAGGGCGAGAAAGGGGAGCGGGGCCCCCCAGGAAUUGGGGGUCUCCCAGGGCCCCGGGGCAGUGAUGGUGCCAGUGGCCCCCCCGGGCCUCCGGGCAGUGUGGGGCCCAAAGGCUCGGAAGGACUCCAGGGCCAGAAGGGUGAGCGAGGGCCCCGUGGAGAGGGCGUGGUGGGGGCCCCCGGCGCCCCUGGGGCCCCCGGAGAGAGGGGGGAACAGGGGCGGCCUGGACCUGCCGGCCCCCGAGGCGAGAAGGGACAAGCUGCGCUGACCGAGGACGACAUCCGGGGCUUCGUGCGCCAGGAGCUGAGCCAGCACUGCGCCUGUCAGGGCCAGUUCCUCGCGUCUGGAUCCCGGCCCCUGCCUAGUUACGCGGACGCCAGCGGCCGCCAGCGCCUCCCGGUGCUGCAGGUCUCCCACGCGGAGGAGGAAGACCGAGUGCCCCCCGAGGACGAUGAGUACGAGGAUGAGUACCCCGGGGAGGACGCCCCGGACCCCCCGGCCCCCUGGGACGGCGACGGCGACCCCUGCUGGCUCCCGCUGGACGAGGGCUCCUGCUCCGCCUACACGCUGCGCUGGUACCACCGGGCCGCGGCGGGGGGCGCCCGGGCCUGCCACCCCUUCGUCUACGGCGGCUGCGGAGGGAACGCCAACCGCUUUGCCACCCGAGAGGCCUGUGAGCGCCGCUGCCUGCCCCGCGGGGCCCCGAGCCUGGGAGCAGGUGCUCUCCAGCACUGA
This is a messenger RNA of Pipistrellus nathusii (Nathusius's pipistrelle), 8742 nucleotides long. The record is from the annotation of a GenBank genome assembly. Lineage: Eukaryota; Metazoa; Chordata; Mammalia; Chiroptera; Vespertilionidae.